AUGAUCGCUGGUGCUCGAGCAUCGCAGGAUGCGGCGUCUUCUGCGAGCAGCACCACGGCGGAGGGCGGCUGCGACACCACCCGCGCGCCGGGCCCGCCUGCCAGUGUCAAGGCCCUGGUCCUAAAUGACACUGCAGUGCAGGUCGUGUGGCUGCCCCCGAACGACACCGCCUGCGUCGACGCAUUCACCGUCCGUGCGCGCGACGUCACCAGCGGCGCCCCUCUGCCCAAGCGCGACGUCAACACCAGCCUCUCCGCCGUGUACGCGGGCCUCACGCCGGGCGCCACGUACCGUUUCUUCGUCGCCGCCGCCGGCGCCGCCGCGGGCUCGGGGCGCGCCGCGAUCGCGCGCGCCGUCACACCGCCGGGGCUGCUAGAGGCGAAGCCGGGGCCGCCGGAGCGGUUCAAAGCGGUUGCAGCGGACGCCGCGUCGGUGCGGCUCUCCUGGGACAUCCCCGCCGGCAACCCACGGGUUGACACCUACAAAAUCGCGGUGCGCCAGACCAACACAACAGGCUGGCCCCUGCCCAACGGCAUCAAGCGCGACCUGGCAGUCCCAGGAACCCAGAGGAGCGCCUCCAUAGCCGGCCUGGCUGGCGCGUCCUACUUUGCGUUCGUCAUCAGGUCGUCCUCGGCCGCCCACGGCGACAGCGACCCGAACUUCGCGUUCCGCAACACGCCGGCGCGCGGCCAGGCGCCGCCGGGCGCGCCGCUCGACCUGGCGGCCCAAAGUGUCGGCAACGGCAGCGUGGUGCUCAGCUGGGCGGCGCCGCAGGGGCAGAGGGUGGACCUGUUUGUCAUCAACAUCACCCAGAUCGACCCAAAGAGCGGCGCGCGGCUGUCGGAGACAAACACGAUCCCGUUCCACAACACCACCGCCGUGAUACGGGAGCUGCAGCCCGGCGCAACUUACAAAUUCAAGGUCCAGUCCCUCGCGACCGCAUACGAGAACGGCGGCGCCGCCUCCACGACCCUGACGCUGCCGGCCCCUCCCGCCAACCCUGGGGUGGCGCCGCAGCCGCAGCCGCGCGCCCCGCGGACGGUGGUGCAGCUCGCGGCAAAGCCGAGCGGCGCCGGCCGGGCAGAGGUGACGUGGCAGCCCCCGUCUGAGGGCCCGCGCCCCGAUGAGUACCUGGUACAGGCGUCGGACCACGCAGGCCGCCCGCUGGGCACCAGCUUCAUCACGGAUUCCCCCCGCCUUGCGCUGACCGGGCUGCCCGCCGGCUCGCCGUGCGAGGUCUUGGUGCAGGGCGUGGUGGGCGGGGAGGUGUACGGGCCGCCCCAGGUGGUUUACGUCAUCGUGCCGGUCCCGGUGGCGCCGGUGACGACGGUGGCGGCGCCCUCGGUGGCGCGCCCUUUCGCGCGCACCUACCUGCUGGACUCGGAUCCCGUGGCGUGGCCGCCGGCCAUUCCUUUUGAGGAUCCCUGGAUUUUCUGGAACACCGGGUGGACUGUCAGCAGUUGGGCCGGCGGCUACAGCUCGGGUUGGGGCGGCGGCGGCCUCUGGUGGGGCGCCGCCCUGCCCGCCCUCGGACUGGGCAUCUGGCUGCCGCCCCUGGUGGCCCCCUCCUUCAGCUUUGCCCUGCAGUCGCUCGCCGGCGGCGGCGGCGGGGUCAGGCACCCGCGCGCGCCCGCGCCGGAGUUCUGGUGGGCGGACGGCGGCGCGUACGCGUACAACCGAUGGGCGGGCGCUGGGGGCGCGUGGGCGGCUGCGCAGCCCGCGUGGCGGGCGCCGCCGGCGCCGACGAUCUACAGGCCGCCCCGACCGAGCGGCUACAGCGGCGGCGGCUACAGCGGCGGCGAUUACAACAGCGGGUACAGUGGUGGCGGUUACAGCGGCGGUUACGGCGGCGGCUACGGCGGCGGCGGCGGCGCUGUCUACAGGCCGCCGCCCGCAUGGAACGGCGGCUGGAACGGGCGCCCCGGCCAGCGCCCCGCGCCCGUCUGCGGGCCCGCCGCCUACGCCCCGGCUUGGGGCCGCAGCCCCGGCUUUGGCGCCGGCAUCGUCAUCAGUAUCAACAUCAACAACAUAUUCAUAAACCAACGCCCCCGCACACCGUACGGCUACACGGGCUUUCCUGGCCCCAUCGGCCCCCGCACCGGCGGCCCCGGGCCCCUCCCCAACCCGGCGCCGCAGCCUCAGCCGCCUGCCCCUGGCGGCGGCAGCGGCGGCGGCGGCGGCCGGCAGGGCGGCUCGCCCACACCUGGGGCUGGGCAGCCCGGCGGCGGCGGCGGCGGCGGCGGGCCUCUUGUGUCGCCACCCCUGGGUGGCGGCAGCGCCGGCGGCAGCAGCAGCAAGCCUGGCGGGCCCCCAGCACCCGGCGUCGGCGGCAGUGGCGCCCCUGUACCUUCCGCUGCCCCUGCCAGCGGCGGCGGCGCGCCGAAUGGCUCCCCCGCCCCGGGCGGCGGCGCACCGCCAAACGGCUCCCCCGCCCCCGGCGGCGGCACCAGCGCCCCCAGCGGCGUGCCCCUCUCUCAGGGCAGCCCCGCCCCCUCCCCAGCCACCAACUUCCCCACGCCACCAGCCGCGGUCGGCCCCGCGCCCGCCGCCUCACCAACCACAAACACCAUCGCCGCACCCAGCACGCCAACCCCAGGCGCAUCGCCGGCGCCAGACGCCGCCGGCCCCUCGGCCCCCGCGCCCGGCGCCUCCCCGGUGCUGCCAGAGGGCGCGACGUCCAGCUCCCCGGCGCCCGGCGGUGGCGUCCCAACUGUCACUGCGGCGCCAGGCAUGAACCCAGAUACUCUGGCUGCGCCUGCCGGUGCGGCUGCCGCUUCUCCAUCCGCUGCUGAUGCGAACCCUGCAUCCUCCCCGGCGCCCGCCGGCGCCGACGGGGGAGCUCCGAAGGGCGAUGCGGCCGGCGCGGCGGCAGCCUCUCCGGCGCCCGCUGGCCCCAGUGGCGCCACCGCGGCGCCCGACGCCUCUGCGGCCGCAGGACCCUCCCCCGCACCUGCUGGCGCCGAUGGGGAGUCUCCAAAAGCCGACGCGUCUGGCGCGGCGGCGCUGUCUCCGACGCCCGUUGGCGCCGGCGGCGCCGCGGUCGCGCCCGACGCCUCUGGGGCCGCUGCGCCCUCCCCAGCCCCCUCGAACGCUCCAGCUGUCGCCGCCGGCGCCGCCGCCGCCGCGGCCUCUCCGGCGCCUGCUGACAGCGCGCCCGCCGCGGCCGCGGCCGCGGCAGGCGCUGCAGCGGCGCCGUCCCCUGACGUCGCGGGUUCGGCCGCUGGCGGCAACGAAGGCGCUGCUGAGGGCCCGAAAGGAGCAGCUCCGCUCGAAAACGCCGCCGCUACCGCUCCCUCCGAGUCCCCGACGCCCGAGGCAGCCGCCGCCGGCGCCGCGCCCGCGCCCGACGCGCAAACAGGCCUGCCGCCCGCGCCCGCCGGCGCCGGCGGCAGCGGCGAGGCGGCGUCCGACCCUGUGCAGACUUCAGAUUCCAAGGGCGAACCCGGCGGCGCAGAAGGCAGCAAUGGGGCCGCCGCGUCGCCUGCCCCUGAGGGCGCCGCUGCAGGGGCAGGCGCCCCGGCGGAGGGCAAGCCUGCAGAGAGCGGAUCAGGGGACGCCGACGCGGACGCGCUCACGGCCGCUCUAGGCCGCAACGCCGGGGCCCCGGCUGAUGGGCAAGCUGGAUCCAACUGGGAGGGCGCCCAGCUGCCGUGGGCGGCGGCGCUGCAAGCGGACGCCGCCGGCGCAGGCGCGGGCCCGGGCCGCGUGGAGGGCGCGGACGGGAACAGUGUCAGCGGCGCCCCCUCAGGCGGCGCGCCGGCCGCCGACGCCGCCCCGCCGGCCGCCGGCGGCUCCGAGCAGGCCCCAUCAACUCCCAGCGGCGGCGCCGAGGCGGCGGCGCCGGACGCGGCGGCGCCGGGCGAGUCCCAGCAGCAAGGGGGGACGCAGGGCGCCACCAACGCCCUGCUCAAUGCGAUGGGCGCGGAUUCCCAGGCCAACCCCAGCGCGUCUGGGGACGCAACACAUGCCGAGGGCCCCGCGGCCGCGGCAGGCGCACAACCUGCGAACCCCUCCACAGCCCCUGAGGCGCCUGCGCCGCCCGCCGCGGACACCGCGGCGGCCGACACGCCCGCCGCGCCAGGCGCCGCGGCGCCGGAGGCCGCCGCUCCCGCCGCGGACGGCGCUGCUGCUACCCCGCCCACGCCGGAUGCCGCUGCUAGAGAGCAGGCGGCAGGCCCGGCCGCCGCCGCGCAAGACGCCGCCCCCUCAGUCAGCCAGCCGGGCGAGGCGCAGGCGGCGGCGCCGGCGACUCAGCAGGAGGCGGCGCCUGCGCCGGCCGCUGAGCCGGCGCAUGCCGACCAGGCCAACGAGUCGCAGCCUGCGGCGGCGCCACAGGAUGCGGCGUCGGCGCCCGCCGAGCAGCAGCAGCAGGACACAUCGACGGAGGCGGCCCCAGAGCCGCAGCCGCAGGCGCCGGCCCAAACGCCCGCGGAGCCGCAGCCCGGGGCGACGCCGGAGGCGGCAGCGCCCGCGCCCGCCGCUCAGCAGCCGUCGGAUUCGCCGCAAGAGGCGGCUCCCGAGCCGCAGCCGCAGGCGGCCGCGGAGCCGCAGCCAGGAGCAGCAGCAGACGCGACGCCAAGCACACAGCCCGAGGCGCCAGCCACACCUGAGGCCGGGCCCGAGCCGGCCUCUGGCUCAGCACCCGAGGGGCAGCCAGAUCAAGCACCUCAGCAGCAGCCAGAGCAGCAGCCCCAGGUGCCGACUGCAGCAGACCCCGAGCCCGCCCUAGCGGCGCAGCCCGCGCCCGCCACACCAGCGCCGGCGCCUGAACAAGAGCCCGCCGCCCCAGCGCCCGAGCCAGAGCCAGCCGCCCCCGCGCCCGAGCCGGAGCCCGUCGCCCCCGCGCCCGAGCCCGAGCCAGUUGCCCCGGCGGCCGAGCCAGAGCCCGUCGCCCCACCGCCUGAGCCAGAGCCCGCCGCGCCAGCGCCGGAGCCCGAGCCCGUCGCACCACCGCCGGAGCCCGAGCCAGUCGCCCCGGCGCCGGAACCAGAGCCCGUCGCGCCAGCGCCCGAGCCAGAGCCCGUCGCCCCACCGCCCGAGCCGGAGCCCGUCGCCCCACCGCCCGAGCCAGAGCCCGUUGCCCCGGCGCCCGAGCCAGAGCCCGUCGCCCCAGCCCCAGAGCCCGAGCCCGUCGCACCCGCACCUGAGCCGGAGCCCGUCGCCCCACCGCCGGAGCCCGAGCCAGUCGCCCCCGCGCCCGAGCCAGAGCCCGUCGCGCCAGCGCCCGAGCCAGAGCCCGUCGCCCCACCGCCCGAGCCGGAGCCCGUCGCACCCGCGCCCGAGCCGGAGCCCGUCGCCCCACCGCCCGAGCCAGAGCCUGUCGCCCCACCGCCUGAGCCUGAGCCCGUCGCCCCAGCGCCUGAGCCCGCCCCAGCGCCCGAGCCCGCGCCCGAACCAGCCCCUGUGCAGGAGGCGCCGCCGGCCGAGGGCGGCGGCCGGCGGCUGCUGCGCCGCUCGUCCUCAGGCAAGUGCGCCGGUGGCAGGCGCGCCGGAGGCCGCUGGGGUAGUUGGGGCUCAUGA
Messenger RNA from Monoraphidium neglectum, 5520 nucleotides. RefSeq lists its product as hypothetical. The transcript is spliced from 12 exons. The coding region runs from base 1 to 5520 and encodes 1839 amino acids. Gene Ontology annotation, molecular function: protein binding. The record is from RefSeq and is a predicted model, not a curated record. NCBI's taxonomy places the organism in Eukaryota, Viridiplantae, Chlorophyta, Chlorophyceae, Sphaeropleales, Selenastraceae.